CUCCCCGCGCUCCCCGCUGCCCUGCCCUGCCCGGCUGGCUCGGCGUCCGUGUCCCCGCGGGGCGCGCGCCGGGGGCUGCCCCCCGAAUGACGGGCGGAAGGUUCGACUUCGACGAUGGCGGCACCUACUGCGGCGGCUGGGAGGAGGGCAAGGCGCACGGGCACGGCAUCUGCACGGGGCCCAAGGGCCAGGGCGAGUACUCGGGCUCCUGGUCGCACGGCUUCGAGGUGGUCGGCGGCUACACCUGGCCCAGCGGCAACACGUACCAGGGCUACUGGGCGCAGGGCAAGCGGCACGGGCUGGGGGUGGAGACGAAGGGCAAGUGGAUGUACCGGGGGGAGUGGUCGCACGGUUUCAAGGGGCGCUACGGGGUGCGCCAGAGCCUGUGCACCCCCGCGCGCUACGAGGGCACCUGGAGUAACGGGCUGCAGGACGGGUACGGCGUGGAGACCUACGGGGACGGAGGUACCUACCAGGGCCAGUGGGCCGGCGGCAUGCGGCACGGCUACGGCGUGCGCCAGAGCGUGCCCUAUGGCAUGGCCACGGUGAUCCGCUCGCCGCUGCGCACAUCGCUGGCCUCGCUGCGCAGCGAGCAGAGCAACGGCAGCGUGCUGCACGACGCGGCGGCCGCAAGCGCGGACAGCCCGGCCGGCACCCGCGGCGGCUUCGUGCUCAACUUCCAGGCGGACGCCGAGCUGCCCGGCAAGAAGAAAGGCGGCCUGUUCCGCCGGGGCUCGCUGCUGGGCAGCAUGAAGCUGCGCAAGUCCGAGUCCAAGUCGUCCAUCUCCAGCAAGCGCAGCUCGGUGCGCAGCGACGCGGCCCUGAGCCGCAUCAGCUCCAGCGACGCCAACUCCACCAUCAGCUUCGGCGACGUCGACUGCGACUUCGGCCCCGUGGAGGACCACGUGGACGCCACCACCACGGAGACCUACCUGGGCGAGUGGAAGAACGACAAGCGCACGGGCUUCGGCGUGAGCGAGCGCUCCAACGGCAUGAAGUACGAGGGCGAGUGGGCCAACAACAAGCGGCACGGCUACGGCUGCACCGUGUUCCCCGACGGCUCCAAGGAAGAGGGGAAGUACAAAAAUAAUAUUCUGGUCCGCGGCAUUCGGAAGCAGCUGAUACCCAUCAGGAACACAAAGACUCGGGAGAAAGUGGACAGAGCCAUCGAGGGCGCGCAGCGGGCCGCUGCCAUGGCCAGAACCAAAGUGGAAAUAGCAAAUUCAAGGACCGCACACGCAAGAGCAAAAGCCGAUGCUGCGGACCAGGCUGCACUGGCGGCCCGCCAGGAGUGUGAUAUUGCAAGAGCCGUUGCCAGGGAGCUGUCACCUGACUUCUACCAACCAGGCCCGGAUUAUAUCAAACAGAGAUUUCAGGAAGGUAUCGAUGCUAAAGAAAACCCAGAAGAGAAGGUCCCGGAAAAGCCUCCUACUCCUAAGGAAUCUCCUCAUUUUUAUCGCAAAGGCACAACACCCCCACGGUCUCCCGAGGCAAGCCCCAAGCAGAGCCACUCUCCCCCGCCUUCCCCCCCACAGUUCCCCAAGAAGCAGAACCACAGCUCUGGGGCCAGACUCAGCCAAGACAGAAGGAGUGUGGCUGAGGAGCAGGUGACAGCCAUUGUCAAUAAGCCCCUGCUGUCAAAGGCGCCCUCCAAGGAGUCGGGCGCCUCCAUGCCCCCGUCCAAGUACUCUGGCCGCCACCACGUCCCCAACCCCAGUAACGGGGAGCUGCAUUCUCAGUACCAUGGCUACUACGUGAAACUGAAUGCCCCCCAGAACCCUCCGGAAGACGGGGAGGAGAACAGCAGGGCAAGCCAGUCGUCCUCAGCACUGGUGCACAAGCCAUCACCCAGCAAAUGGAGCUCCACUCAAUCUGGGACAAAAUCAGUUGCCAAAGAAAGCAAAGCUGAGCCAAAAGCUAAGAAGUCUGAACUCGCGAAACCAAAGAACCCAGCAAGCAGUGAUUCAGGCCCCUUGGAAAAAGAAGCCAAUUCAGGCCCUAAUUCUAUCAUGAUCAUCCUAGUCAUGCUGUUGAAUAUUGGGUUGGCCAUUCUUUUUGUUCACUUUCUAACUUGAGUGGAAUUGGGAAAGUGAAGUCAUGACAACUAGUGGUGUUAGCCCACAGUUCUCUGCAGUGGUGUCCUCAGCCCUUUAAAUGGCACACACCAGUCAGACUCAGAGGGAAGGAGGCUUGGAAUUAGGAUGGGAUCGCAAGAGAGAUGAAACUCGGAAAAUUCAGCCCGAGGAUCUGCUCGGUUCCCCCUGGGAGUGCUUUGUGGCUUUGGGGUCCGCAGAGGGCUGCAGCACAACAGCCGUGGUGGAGAGCAAAGCUUAAUAAUCGUUCUCUCUUAAAAUCUGCUGAAGCAGCCCCAUCCGGCGAAGUUCUUGGCUUUGGCUACUCCAUCUGUCCUAGCAGAGUGUGACUAAACUGGAAAUGUAUGGAGCUGCAUUUUCUUUUGAUGGAAGUCAACAGCUGCCUUACCGUUUUACCAUCUGACGUUUUUAGUAGGGAGCUGGGGAAACAAACGGCCGCCCGAGGAAUGCGGGCGGAGGAUUGUGUUGCUGUGGCCACAGUUCCAACAUUCACUCCUAUCUCAUUAGAAUAGGUAGCAGCCUCGCUCACCAGUUUCAUGCCAUGACCUGCUGCUUUAACGUCUCCUGGAAUGUUCUGGGAGAGAACGUCUCGUUGGCCUGUGCACGACUUUGUUCAUUUUUGCUGUUGAUCUAAAUAUGAUGGAUAGUCCUCUACAGCGUGCUGUCCUGGCCGGAUGAAACACACGUGUUGCACACCUCAAGGAAAAGAAACAACAAAAAUUUUCGAGAAAAUAUGUUUAUUGCAAUAGCCGUCUGUCAUUUUUCGUGUCAUUUUUGUCUUCCUAAACUUGUAAGAGGCGAUUUAUUCUUAAAAUGUAGUCAUCCGAAGACAUGACCCUUGAUAGGGAUCUUUUUCUUUUUUUUUUUUUUUACAUUUGAACAUGAUUGAGAUUGUGUAAGGCACUUAGGAGGUGCUAAAUUUUAAAAAGCUGCAAGACAACAGAAUUCUAAGAAGUAUAGCCAAAAUGUUGCAUGGAUUGCAGUAAUCGGUGUUUAAAGGAUUCAGUUUCAUUGCUGACGUACUUUACAACGAAAUAAAAUCUUGUCAGUGGCUAUGUUAAUUCCCAUGAAAGUUAAGCAAGAUGCUAUUAAUAACUGAUCUUUUUUUUUUUUUCCCUUCCCCAACUCAAAUUUUCAUUGAAUACAUUCAGGUAGAGCAUAAAGCUUUGUUAAUUCAUUGCUUCUCAGUUUUAUGCCUUUCAUGUUUUUCAAAGUCCUUUUGUAAUUUUAUUUCACAUUUUAAAGACUUAGGCACUUUCAUUUAAAUGUCUUCUGAAGUCCUUUGUUAUUUUGACAUAAUCUGAUUUUUUUUGCUAUUUUCUAAUGUAUCCUUUAUUACUCAGAUGCAUGCUUAGAGAAACUACAUGGUCUUUACUUUUAAAAAAAUAAUUUAAAAAGAAAUCAGGGGAGGAAAGGUUUCUGUUAAGUCUCUCUGAGAUAUUACUCUGCAGAGAGGGAGCUAGACCUAUGGAUGUUCACAGUGUGCAUGGUCUCAUCAGAUUCUCUUUGCCAUAUCUGCUACUUUCCGCUGGAGAGGAGACAGCUCACAUGUUAGCACGGGUGGAGACUGAAUGCCUGAUCCCCUAGAGGGUAAUAACCCAGUGGUGUUUUUUGCAGAAGUACAAUAUGUUGGGAAUCCUGGGUGUGACCAAUAUGGAAUAAAGAAGAAAGCAGAAAGAGAGCAAAUGAAAAUUGCAACUUGUAUAUUUGUUUUUUACAUUUUGCUUUGACUUUGAAAAUCUAGGAAGGACAUUUUGCCCCAAGAAAUGUUUAAGUUCCUGUGUCAGUUCUCAGCACUGUCACAGUUCCUUCCUAACCCUAGAGCUCUUUAUGCUGGAAAGCUGAUUUUUUUUAAAUAAAAAUAUUUAAUCUUCUUAAGUGUUUAUUUAAAAUAUGUAAUGCUUUGGAAAUAAUGGGUAACAGAUAAUAAAGGUUAUGUUUAUAAAGUGAGCAUGUUGGUUCCAUUUAUAAAUAUAUGUAUGAUUUAUAAGCUUUUUUAAAACAAAGCUCAAAUUGUUGGUAUUUUUCUAAAAUGUGCACAGCUGUAUUUUACAUGAAAGGCUCUUUCUAAUGGGUUGUUAUACUGUACUCUACAUUUUGGACAGCACAUGAAGUCUGCCAAUGUACUUAAUAAAACAUGACUUUGUUUAUUUAAAGUUUCUUGCUGUGAAAAAGAACUCCCUACCUGAGUUCCUUUUAUUUAUAAUCCUUGAAACCAAAAUGUAUAAUGUACAGUUUUCACAACUGUAUCUGCGCUAAUAAAAAAAUUGGUUAUUAAUAAA
Molecule: messenger RNA, 4375 nt
Organism: Sorex fumeus (smoky shrew)
Lineage: Eukaryota; Metazoa; Chordata; Mammalia; Eulipotyphla; Soricidae
Gene: JPH1
Product: junctophilin 1
Exons: 6
Coding region: 87-2075 (662 amino acids)
Cellular component (GO): endoplasmic reticulum membrane; plasma membrane; sarcoplasmic reticulum
Source: RefSeq, a predicted model, not a curated record